CCUUCAUCUUCUCUCAUUAUAUUAUUAUUAAGUUAUACAAUGUCUGCCUUUAGCUCAGUAGCUCGCUCAAUUGCCUACAAUGGCUUCUUCCUAAACCUUAUUAUACCUAUGCCCAUUACUCCACCACAGAUUAUAAAGAGAAAGCGAGGUUUAACUGUCGCAUCAUUCUCCACUCCGCACAGUAAUGAGACGAACAAAUCUAUGGAAGAAAUGGUUCCAAUUGUUUCAAGGAGGCGAGUGCUUAAUUUAUCCAUUUUAACGGUCUUAUUGUGGGACCGUUUCUCAAGCUUCGCUUUGGCCAUUGAUGGUGAGGUGUUAGAGCUUGAAAGAUACACUGAUUCUGCUCAAGGUUUCACUCUCCUCAGACCUUCUUCUUGGAUUAAGGUUGAUAAAGCUGGGGCAACUGUCCUGUUUCAGGAUGUAAACAAGGGAUCCAACAAUGUAGGCGUUGUGGUUAUCCCUGUAAAAAUAACAAACCUUAGCCAAUUCGGGACUCCACAAUUCGUGGCAGAUAAGCUAAUUCUGGCUGAAAAGCGCAAGGAGAGUACAAAGGAGGCUGAGGUGGUUGCAGUAUCAGAAAGAGCGGGAGAAGGAGGUCUUCAAGUGUAUGAGUUUGAGUACAAGAUUGAUAGCACCAGAGGAGGGAUGAAGAGGAUAUUGUCUGCUGCAUUUGUAGCGUCUGGGAAGCUCUAUCUGUUAAACAUUGCACACUCUGAUGGAUUAGAAAGUCCUAUCGACCCAGUUAGAAGAAAUACGUUGGAACAGAUUUUACAUUCCUUUGAUACUGCUCCUUCGACUUAAAUAGACAUGAGCUCAAAUUUUUUUCUCACUAGGCUUUGCCCUGCAUAUUCUCUGCUGGGAUCAAAACCAAAAGGUAUGCUACCAGGUUUUCAUUU
Messenger RNA from Nicotiana attenuata, 896 nucleotides. Its product is annotated as psbP domain-containing protein 2, chloroplastic. Gene Ontology annotation, molecular function: calcium ion binding. The transcript is spliced from 3 exons. The record is from RefSeq and is a predicted model, not a curated record. Gene Ontology annotation, cellular component: extrinsic component of membrane; photosystem II oxygen evolving complex; photosystem II. NCBI's taxonomy places the organism in Eukaryota, Viridiplantae, Streptophyta, Magnoliopsida, Solanales, Solanaceae. Gene Ontology annotation, biological process: photosynthesis. The coding region runs from base 40 to 801 and encodes 253 amino acids.